AUGUGGUCCCCGUGGCACAUGGUUCUCCUUCUGUGGCUGUUUGCAAACGUAGCGUUUAAUGUAGAUGGUCGGUGUGUUUUCACGGGCCAUUGUGGAAACGACGAAGACACAGACAAACCAAUCCCUUGCUCGGUGUACAGCAACCCAACGCCGACGCUGGAUGACUCCGUGUGGCAGACGUUCGAGCAAGUCUGCCCCCAGCUGGCUUCUGAAACGAGCCACGACCAUAAGGUAUGCUGCGACUCCAACCAAAUACGAGACAUGGCCCGGGAACUGGAGCAACCAGCAAAGCUUGGGAUGGCUAAGUGCCCCGGUUGUAUGCUCAACUUCAAGGACCUUCUGUGCCGUAUGACUUGCUCGCCUCAACAAUCGGAAUUCAUCUUUGUGAACGCAACUCAGCGUGGAGUGACCGGACUGCACGUCUCUGAACUAGUGUACGCCCUGAGUCGGGACUUCGCUCACGGCGUCUAUGACACUUGCAAAGAUGUUCGAAGCGUACUAGGGGUCAAGCUGAUGACACUCAUGUGUAAUGGCCGAUUCUCUGGUUGUAGUCCGCAGUAUUGGCUAGAUUUCCUAGGGUCGACGCCAAAGGAGGGUGGCUACGCACCGUUCCACAUCCACCACCUCAUAACGGACGCACCACUUGUUCAGUUACACGGAGCAAUAUUGAAGCCUUUGCGUGUACCACACUUUCCCGCUUGCUAA
Messenger RNA from Ornithodoros turicata, 705 nucleotides. RefSeq names its product NPC intracellular cholesterol transporter 1-like. Lineage: Eukaryota; Metazoa; Arthropoda; Arachnida; Ixodida; Argasidae. Bases 1 to 705 code for a protein of 234 amino acids. The transcript has a single exon. Gene Ontology annotation, biological process: intestinal cholesterol absorption; cholesterol homeostasis. Gene Ontology annotation, cellular component: plasma membrane. The record is from RefSeq and is a predicted model, not a curated record. Gene Ontology annotation, molecular function: cholesterol binding.